AUGCGUGACUGGCACUCUCCACAAUGCAGAAGACCCGAUGUGGUCAUAUAUGAGGGGCUCGGCCUACCGACAUGUAUGGACUGCGGUGAGAUGUGUCCUCCUCAUGAAGUCGACAAAGACCACCAAGACGAACUCAAGAUACCGCCCGGGCCGCGGAGGACUGCCAUGCACUUGACGUGGCCACCGACUAUGUCUUUCACCAAGAAAGCUUAUCCCCACGGUCCUGUAUCAUUGAACAGUGCUCUGAAUAUUUAUUUGGAGAAUCUUCCUUGCCAUAAGGAAGACGGUCAGGAAACAUCUUUUUUUCUUUCUGAGACCAGUAGCCGGAAUGAGCCAUCCUUGAAGCAUAAGCCUAUGUAUAAAGAACUCCAUGGAAACAGGAUUCGUGUUUUGAGGCUAUCGAAAGGGCGCUUUGAGAGCCCUGUACACGGAUUCCUCGAAGUCCUCGAUCUCGAAAGCCAGGAGCCCAAUAUUGAAGAGCCAGGUACACUGUUAGUGGAUGAGAACCGCAAUCAUACCGAAUAUGAAGCGGUUUCAUAUACGUGGGCCACAAGCUCCGGCAAUAGGCGGAAGGAUCAUGUCAUCUUCAUCGGGAAGGCAUGGAACAUGCUACCUAUUACAGAAAACUGUUUUGAUGCAUUGAAAAACUGCCGUCUUGAAGAUCGAGAUCGCUAUCUAUGGAUCGACUCUAUAUGCAUCAACCAGUCUGAUAUCUCUGAAAGAACCCACCAAGUGGGUAUGAUGAGGGAAAUCUACUCUGCAGCCAGUCGCGUAUUGAUCUACCUUAGCGUCGACCGUGCGAAUAGUUCAAGAGCAGUCGACGAUCCAGAGGUACUCUGUCUGAACCCGUAUUUCUCGCGUAUAUGGGUUGUUCAGGAGAUUGGCUCGGCGAAGAAGGCACUAGUGUUGUAUGACCGCCAGUCUAUGAGUUGGGGAUUCUUCCAUGAGAAUCUGCAGCGACUUAUGACCAAGAGAUGGAUACGACACUUUGGUCGUCCGAGACAAAUCGACGACAUGAGCUCGUUCCUAGCACUGCUCGAAGACACCUGGGACUGCCAUGCGACAGACCCGAGGGAUAAAGUAUUCGCACUACUUGGGCUCUGGGAAGCAUAUUUAGAACCGGACUACACUCUUCCACCACAGGCUGUUUACACAGGGUUGGCUGCCAGCUUUGUGACGGAUGAGAACAAAAAACUGGCUGGAAGAGUACUUGACAUGGCGAGUCAGGGCCAUUUCAUGCCUGGCCUACCAUCUUGGGUUCCCGACUGGAGCGUCAAGAGUCAACAGCUAUACCAAAGGACCUGGUCCAAAGGAUAUAAGGGCGAUUGUCUGACGGAGUUCUUCAACCUUGUUUAUCAAGAGCAGUUUGAGCUCCUAUGGUUCUAUGUCCUUUACGACGCAGAGAGCACGAAGCAAGCUGUUGAAGAGUUUCCUUUGUUGAACAUAGGCGCUCAAUUUGCGCGUUUGUUUUGGUGGAGGUUUUAUCGAAGUAUUCACAGAGUAUACCACUUACUGGAAGGGAUAUUACCUACCGAUGAUCAGAUUGAACAACAGUGGAAUGCCUGUCUCAAGUGGCUGUCACAACGAAACUCCAUGAACCACGUGGCAGACUUGCCUUCGUAUGAGCCCAAGUUCCGGCACAAACCAGAAGAUGACGCCGAUUUCCCGUCUAACCACCGGGUUUAUCACUUUUUCUCCAAGCUCAACUACUAUGGAUGGUUCAUUUCAAUCCCUCUGCCAGGGGUAGCCCCAGAAGACAUUGAGAAAACGGAGCCUGAACCUACCUCACGCUCGAAACUAAACUUUGCGGAACGACGACUGUCUCAGAUUGUGCACUCUGAGAUUCAGCGACGAAGACUUCCGGAGAAGCUGUUUUCUUCUCUUUUUAGCGGUACUCAUACAAACCAAGAGCUGCCUGAUUUAGACUAUGAGAAGUUUCAAGCCAUGGUAGACAAUGGUCAUCCGCAUCUUCCGGAUUACAACCUCGCUGAAGGAUGGAGACAGGAGGCAAAGUCGUGGAAUGAGGUAGAGGCGUAUGUCUCAGACUCCGAGUGGCAUAUGACUAGCCUAAAGUUAAAGCUUUUGGGAGGUUGGGGUGCCAGGACAGAAGAGAAGAAGAAUUGGGACAUAUACAAGGAGAUCGUUGUGAUAUAG
Fusarium coffeatum is the source of this 2154-nucleotide messenger RNA. RefSeq lists its product as uncharacterized. Lineage: Eukaryota; Fungi; Ascomycota; Sordariomycetes; Hypocreales; Nectriaceae. The record is from RefSeq and is a predicted model, not a curated record. The transcript has 2 exons. The coding region runs from base 1 to 2154 and encodes 717 amino acids.